Sorghum bicolor (sorghum) is the source of this 795-nucleotide messenger RNA. RefSeq names its product small nuclear ribonucleoprotein Sm D2. Gene Ontology annotation, molecular function: RNA binding. Gene Ontology annotation, biological process: spliceosomal snRNP assembly; RNA splicing. The transcript has 5 exons. Gene Ontology annotation, cellular component: U1 snRNP; U5 snRNP; U4/U6 x U5 tri-snRNP complex. Bases 201 to 518 code for a protein of 105 amino acids. The record is from RefSeq and is a predicted model, not a curated record. NCBI's taxonomy places the organism in Eukaryota, Viridiplantae, Streptophyta, Magnoliopsida, Poales, Poaceae.
CGCCGCCGCUAAAACCGCAGAAGAGGGAAGGGAAGCUCAAGCACGCCCAAAAAAAAAUUCCGAGGUUUCCGCCUCUCGGAGUCGGAGCGCACCAGCACCACCCGGAGCGACUCGCCGCCGGCGCGGAGAAGGUACGAAACCGGAGCUGUAUUGCCGAUCUGCGGGCUACGGCGCGCCUUUCGGAGGGCGGAGGCUAGGCGAUGGCGGAUGAGAAUCAGGCUGGAAAGAAAGAGGAGGAGGAAUUUAGCACAGGCCCUCUGUCAGUCCUAAUGAUGAGUGUUAAGAACAACACCCAGGUGCUCAUCAAUUGCCGCAACAACAAGAAACUACUUGGCCGGGUUCGCGCUUUUGAUCGCCACUGUAACAUGGUGCUCGAGAACGUGCGGGAGAUGUGGACAGAGGUCCCCAAGACUGGCAAGGGCAAAAAGAAGGCUCUGCCUGUGAACAAGGAUAGAUUCAUCAGCAAGAUGUUCCUCAGGGGCGACUCGGUCAUCAUCGUUCUGAGGAACCCAAACUGAUUGCCCAACCAGCCACCUUGCAGCUAUGCCCUUUCUCUGGGUUCACGGAAGCCAAUGUCUCUGUUGAAAACUGUAGCUUAUGUAUGUUUUGGAGGAUUAACUGGUUACCUUGAACUGACGUUCAUGUGACCUUCAUCAGUUUGUUAACCGGAGUAUGUACCUACCUCCUGCAGUAUUUUGAUCUUUGAAUGUUGAGCUUGCACUUGUGCUUAUUGCGUUGCGGCGUUUACCCACUUUGUUCAGAAAUCCUUAAUUGACGUGGAAUAUUUGCUGGUCC